Molecule: messenger RNA, 1276 nt
Organism: Folsomia candida
Lineage: Eukaryota; Metazoa; Arthropoda; Collembola; Entomobryomorpha; Isotomidae
Product: retinol dehydrogenase 12
Exons: 3
Coding region: 124-1185 (353 amino acids)
Source: RefSeq, a predicted model, not a curated record
UACAUAAAAGCGUGUAACACUGAUUCAUGUUCAAUCACUUUGCAUUCAUUCGUCUUUUGUACGACUACUUUCUUCCUAUGUAAUUCAUAAACUCUGGCAAUAUAUUUCCAUAAAUAAUCCAAAAUGCUUUGUUGUCUAUCGGGUUGGUUGUGCUCAACCCUGUUUUAUUUCGCCAUCCUCCCAGCAGCAGUUUUGCUGGGAACAAAGCUGAUAAUUAAAAAACUUCGGGGAAAGGUCGACCCUACAAAUGAAGUCGAUAUCCAAGGAAAAACCGUGAUCGUUACGGGAGCCUCGGACGGCAUUGGGAAAGUGACGGCGGAGGAGUUUGCGAUCCGUGGGGCUCGAGUCAUCAUGGCGUGCAGGAAUUUGCAGAAGGCGGAAAAAUGUGUGGAAGAUAUCCGGAAGAAAACGUCAAAUGGAGAACUGAUUGUUAUGGAACUCGACCUCUCAAAAUUAUCAUCCGUGCGAAAAUUUGCGUCUGAAUUUCUGCAAAAAUACGGUGGUGACAGUAACCCAGGUGGGCUUUCUAUUCUCGUUAACAAUGCGGGAAUCGUUAAUCCGCUUGGGGUCAGGAAAGUGACGGAGGACGGAUUUGAGGAAACUUUUGGAGUCAACCACUUGGGUCACUUUCUCCUCACAAACCUCCUCUUACCCGAGAUUGAGAAAGCCGGUAACAAGUCUAGUGACCCAAGCCGUAUCGUCAUCGUCAGUUCUGGAGCGCACAACUGGGGUCAACUAAACUUUGAUGAUUUGAUGUUUGAGAAAACUCCAUUUGAAGAUUUUAAAAUCCUUCCAAAAUUAUAUUGCAAUUCCAAAUUGGCAAAUAACCUGUUUAACCUUGAGCUCGCGAAGAAGUUAAGGGCCAAGAAAGUCAACGUUAAUUGUUACGCAUUGUGUCCCGGAUUUGUUUUAACCAAUAUUGAGACGGAUGCUUUAAGAGAAACCCCUCCGCAUUGGUUAAUUCUUAACGUUAUUCGACCCAUCCUAAAAUUUGUGAUGCUUAAGAAUGCGAAAGAGGGCACAGAGACGACGAUAUAUUGUUCCCUGAGCAAGUACUUGACCCAUCAUAGUGGCGAAAUGUACAGGAAUAGUGAAUUUUGGGAUUACAGCAAGAGACCAAAACUGAGCGAAAAGGAUGCAGCCAAGCUUUGGGAAAUGAGUGAAAAGCUCGUGAAGCUGAAUUAAAUAAAUGUUACGACUUUUACUCUUUUACUUGUAAAGUGAAAAUAUGGUUAUAUGAAAUAUUCAAAUUAAAUACACAAAAUUUUAAAAGUCA